UCGAAGAUUGGAUAUGUCAAACAAUGUCCAACCACUGGAAUAUUUAUCUUAUAUCAUGAUAUAAUAAUUUUUAUAGAAUGUUAUUGUCAAAUUGCAUUUGUUUUAAUAUUUGCACUUGAUAAACUAAAUCAGAGUUGCAAGAGAAACAAGAACCGAAUAUAAAUAACAUCUGCUAACAUUAUUGAUAGCAAAUAUGACAGGCUUAGACUUGCUAGAUAUUGGGGAGGAUGAUAUCUUCUUUGAAGAGGAUAAAAUUUUAACAAACGCUUCAAUUUCAACCACAAACAGUGAUAUAUUUCAUUAUUCAAGUGGGUCAACUUUGGAUAAAGCUUUUUUUGUUGCUACAACCGCCGUACCAUCGGCUAGCAUCAAAUUACACCAAUUGGCUAUGAUGGAAGAUCGCAUACCAGAUAUAGAACUGGUCACACAAGAUCAAUGUACACAGCAACUCUCAAAGCAAAUGGGUAUGACCAUUACAUCUGGGAACGUUGUGAUACAGAAGGAUGCCAGUAAUCUUAUUGGUAUAAGCAUUGGCGGAGGUGCGCCGCUUUGCUUGUGUCUUUACAUCGUACAGAUUUUCGACAAUACACCCGUCGCAUUAGAUGGCACUCUUCAAGCAGGUGAUGAACUUGUGGCGGUGAAUGGAACAUCGGUGAAGGGCAAAACUAAAGUAGAGGUUGCAAAGAUGAUACAAUCUUGCGUUUCGCAUGUCAGUAUCAAUUACAAUAAGUUACAUGCCGAUCCGAACCAAGGCCGCACACUCGACAUUGCUCUCAAAAAGAUAAAACAUAGAUUAGUCGAAGGAAUGGGUAGCACCACUGCUGAUGCACUUGGAUUAUCACGAGCCAUUCUUUGCAACGAUGCCCUAGUCCAAAGAUUGAUGGCAUUGAAACGUACAGAAAAUUUCUACAGAGGUCUCGUUGCGCACUCUAAAGCUACUUUACACGCUUUCUUUGAUCUGACACAAAUGUAUAAAGUAUUCGGUGAUGCCUUUGCUGCUAUUGGAGUACGAGAACCACAGCCGCGCGCCAGUGAAGCUUUUAGACAAUUCGGAGAGCAACAUAGACAAAUGGAAAAGUUUGGGGUGACCAUGUUGAAGGCCUUGAAACCGAUACUUAGCGACUUAGGGACGUAUCUUAACAAGGCCAUACCAGAUACAAGAUUGACGAUCAGCAAGUAUGCUGAUGCAAAAUUCGAGUAUUUAUCUUACUGUUUGAAAGUGAAGGAACUGGACGACGAAGAGCAGAGUUGCGCCGCUCUACAAGAGCCCCUUUAUCGCGUGGAAACGGGCAACUAUGAAUAUCGUCUGAUAUUAAGAUGUCGACAAGAAGCUCGUGUAAAGUUCGCGAAACUUCGCUCAGAUGUUUUGGUAAAACUUGAAUUACUGGAUAACAAGCAUGUUCAAGAUGUUGUGUGGCAGUUGCAGAAGUUUGCAGCAGGCUUAGCAAAGUAUUACGCCAGCACUCGAGAUCUAUUGUCGGAAGUGACGCUAUUCCCUGUCGAAGUCGAUCUGUCGCAUUCUGCGUUUCAGUAUAAAUCCCUCGGGCCGCAAACGUUAACGGAUUCAAGUGAAGACAUCGAUGAAUACGAACCGAAAGAGAAACAGGAGAGCAUAAACGAAGAACUUCUCAUUGAUACAUCAAAUUUUUCAUCGGAACCAAUCGAUAAUAUGUAGCCAUAUUUAUUAAUUUUCCAAAGAAUUUUUAAGUUGGACAAGUAAUUUUUAUUACAAUCGGCAAUGUAUACGAACGAAAGCUUUUUUAUUCAAUUGAUUUAGUCAGAUCGACGAUGCAUUCCUGCAUGUAUUAUUUAACAAGACGUUUAUCUUAUUUACAGCUUUUAAGAUAUGUUUUUAGAGGAUAAAUUAUUUGUUAUCAAAUUUUAUCUUUUAAAUCAAUUUAAAGCAGUAUUUAUAUUAAAUAAGGAAUGAUGUUAACUAUAUUCUUGUUUUAAUUGUGAUAU
Linepithema humile (Argentine ant) is the source of this 1962-nucleotide messenger RNA. It is a transcript of the gene PICK1, whose product is annotated as protein interacting with PRKCA 1. Gene Ontology annotation, cellular component: synaptic vesicle; trans-Golgi network membrane; postsynaptic early endosome. Lineage: Eukaryota; Metazoa; Arthropoda; Insecta; Hymenoptera; Formicidae. The record is from RefSeq and is a predicted model, not a curated record. Gene Ontology annotation, molecular function: protein kinase C binding; phospholipid binding; protein domain specific binding. Gene Ontology annotation, biological process: dendritic spine maintenance; regulation of Arp2/3 complex-mediated actin nucleation; positive regulation of receptor internalization.